Molecule: messenger RNA, 1495 nt
Organism: Sinocyclocheilus anshuiensis
Lineage: Eukaryota; Metazoa; Chordata; Actinopteri; Cypriniformes; Cyprinidae
Exons: 9
Coding region: 222-1346 (374 amino acids)
Biological process (GO): positive regulation of canonical NF-kappaB signal transduction; humoral immune response
Source: RefSeq, a predicted model, not a curated record
UCCUCCUCCGACACACGAACCGAAACACACUUCCACAACAUGUCGUUUGACACCGAACGGUCACGUUUUAAACUAGUAGCCUAUUGAAAAAUACAUCUAAAACUGAAUGCGAAAUCGCUGUAGAAAAUGAGAAAACAAGAAUCGAGAUGACAAAUGAGACACGACCGUGUGAUUUCCUGAAGUGACUGUAACUCCUGCUCGCGCUCAGACACCCGACCCACAUGGCCCACAGCAGCGAUCAGUACACGUCUCUAAACUAUCCCGAGGAGAAUGACGAAACCAGGAGUGAAGAGUUUGAGUCAGAACUUCACCCAGACGUCACUCACAACCGUUCCACAACCGUCAUUCACCAGCAUAACACAGUGAGCUACGCCCAUCAGACGCCCUUCCCCAGCUGGGACGGCCCCAUCAGGGCGGAUUCUCCUCACAGCCUGCCCUCCUGCCUCCCGUCUGCCAUCUACCACACGCUCUCGGAUGAAGGCUCGUUUUUCCCCAGCAGGCCUCACUCUCUGCCGGGCAGCUGUAGUCCGAGUCUGGAGAGUCUGGAGUAUCCCAGAUCUCUGCGUUCCUUUCCUCCGUCUGCGAACAUGUACCACCAUCCCUCCCCCUCGUACCCCAACGCUUACCUGCGGCCGCCGUGUUGCGGUCAGUUCGGUCCACCGCCGCGUCACAUGAUUCCCAUCCAUCACUGCAGCUCCAGACACGGACAUCAGCCGCCCUACAGACCCUCAGGCCUGAUGCAGUACAGACAAAUGGACACACGCUUCUCUGAAAAUGGAAAUGCAUCUGUGAACUCCAGACAGGCCAGUCAGUGUAUCACACACCUGCCACAGGAACAGAGGAAAGUUUUUGUCACGUACGAGGCCGACAGUGAAGAGCAUUUGAAGGAGAUCAUUAAGUUUGUGUCUUUGCUGAGGAACAACGGCUUUGACACGCAUAUUGAUGUUUUCGAGCAGCAGCUGAACAGCAUCAGUAAGAUCGACUGCAUGGAGCGAUAUCUCAAUGAGAAAGAUUACCUGAUCAUCAUCAUCAUCAGCCUGAGGUAUUACGAGACCAUAUCAGGCAUGAAUACCAGUGUGGAGGGCGACGAGAGAACGUCAAACACUGUGUACAUCCACAAACAGCUGCAGAGUGAAUUCAUUCAGAACGGCUGCAGGAACUACAGGUUCAUUCCUAUUCUGUUCCCGGGGGCUAAAAAGUGUUACAUUCCCACCUGGCUGCAAAACACGCACGUCUACAGCUGGCCGAAAGACCGGGAUGAUAUUCUGCGCAGGUUAAUGCGUGUGGAGAAAUACAACCCUCCUCCCAUCGGCCCUCUGCCGACCAUAGUCUCCAUUCCCCUUUAGAGCAGUGCUUCAAAUCACAUACUAACAUACUACUUGACCAAUGACCUGGAACUGAUACAAUCUUUGUUUUUGACUUGUGUGAUCAGACUGCUGAAAGUUAAAGUAACAGUUCACCCAAAAAUUAAAACAUGCAGAAAAUGUGCUCACCC